Molecule: messenger RNA, 922 nt
Organism: Phlebotomus papatasi
Lineage: Eukaryota; Metazoa; Arthropoda; Insecta; Diptera; Psychodidae
Product: trypsin-1-like
Exons: 2
Coding region: 36-863 (275 amino acids)
Biological process (GO): proteolysis
Molecular function (GO): serine-type endopeptidase activity
Source: RefSeq, a predicted model, not a curated record
AGGCUGAAAAGAGAGUUUUAGUGAUCGUUGCAGAGAUGAAAGUGUUUGUGGCUGUUUUGGCUCUUGUGAGCGCCGUUUUGGCUGCCCCCACCACUGAUGUGAGCAGUCCUCGUUUGGCCUUUGUGAAUGAGAGAAUCACAAAUGGCCAGGAUGCUGCUUUUGGCGAGUUCCCCUACAUCUGCUCUAUGCAGUGGGUUUUGAUUGGUACUUCCAGUCACAUCUGUGGUAGCUCCAUCAUCAAUAACAACUGGAUCCUUACUGCUGCUCAUUGCUUCACUGAGAUCCCCAAUCUUGGCAGCAUCUGGGCUGCUUGCGGUCUUACAGAUCUUACCAUCACAACUACUCAGCAACGCCACAUGAUUGACGAGCGCGUCAUUCAUCCACUCUACCCAGGAGGUGUUGCUCCCAAUGACAUUGCUGUUGGUCGCCUGGCUGCAUCUCUUGUCUUCAAUGCCAACGUUCAACCUAUCAAUUUGCCCACCCAGGGUCUAGCUCCGACUAUUGGUACUGCCGUUCUUGCCGGAUGGGGCUCAACCUCCACCACCGCUAUUCCUAGCAUGCCAAAUCGUCUCCAGCGUGCCAAUAAGCCCGUUGUCACGGACCAACAGUGCUGCGAUCUCAUGAAUUCCGUCAUUGCUGGAGCCUGCAACAAUCUCGCCUCAAGCAAUGUUUGUGCCGGUGGUGGCCCAAUCAGUGCCUGCAGCGGUGACUCCGGUGGUCCUCUGUCUCAGCAGGUGGGUGGCACCUGGACGCACAUUGGAAUUGUGAGCUGGGGAGUCACUCCAUGUGGCACCACAGUCGCUCCUUCCGUCUACGUCCAGACCUCUGCCUUCAGGAACUGGAUCGACUCCAGUAUCAACUAAGCGAUCACAAACUCUUAAACGUCUUAAAGUAAUAAAGGCAUUUGAUGACGGAAAAAAAA